Molecule: messenger RNA, 939 nt
Organism: Aureobasidium subglaciale EXF-2481
Lineage: Eukaryota; Fungi; Ascomycota; Dothideomycetes; Dothideales; Saccotheciaceae
Exons: 4
Coding region: 1-939 (312 amino acids)
Molecular function (GO): oxidoreductase activity
Source: RefSeq, a predicted model, not a curated record
AUGGCCUCGGCAGCAAAGGCAUGGACUUUCACACAUGAUGGAUAUCCCGCUGGCCUUCACAAAUCGGCUAUUGCAGUACCAUCCAAACCGUCAGCGUCGGAGGUUUACAUUCGCGUCAAGGCGGCAGCGCUCAAUCCAGUAGAUAUCCAGCUCAUGAACCUUCCCAUUUGGAAGUAUCUUCCAAGCUUCGUUGUUCCUCUCGAGAAAGGUGUAGCUGAGGACUUCUCUGGCGUUGUGGAACUUGCUGGUCAGGAAAGCGGGUUUAAGUCUGGCGAUGAGGUAUACGGGAUCACUUUCACGCUUACGAGCGGCACCCUCCAAGAGCUUACAGUCGUGGACACAAAAUCGAGCGUUAUCGUGAAGAAGCCAUAUGACAUGAGCUGGGAACAAGCCGCCGCGCUCCCUCUGGUGUGGCUAACAGCACGCACGACGAUCGCCAACGUCGAGCCUUAUGUCAAAAGCACUCAGCGAUUAGUUGUUCUAGGUGGCAGCUCAGGGGUCGGCAUGUAUGUGCUUUACGUCGCCUGUGAGCGAGGAUGGGAAGUCCUGACCACAUGCUCUUCUCGCAAUAUCGAUUUCGUAAAGUCCAUGGGGGCAAAACAUGUUGUCGACUACAACACGGGCGAUGUGCCACACGCCGUGCGAGAAUACAACCCAGCAGCGAUCAUCGAUUGUGUUGGUGGAACAUCCUGCGUAGGCCUCGCUGAGAAAUAUGUUACCAUCAUGACCAUGAGAACUUUGGCCGGUAAGCUAGGUCUGGGUCAGAGCUAUGAAUGCGUCAAUCUGGCAUUUCGCAAGGAUUGGUUGGAGGAGACUCUAGAUCUUGAUCGCAGCAAGAUCAUCAUCGAUAGCAAGUGGGAAUUCGAUCAGGCGAAGGAUGCGUUUGCGAAGCUGAAUACUGGACGGGCCAGAGGAAAAGUGGUAGUCAUGAUCAAUUGA